AUGGGCCGGGGCCUCAGGAUUGGGGGCUCACUGAAACGGGAAGGCGGUGUGUUUGUUACGUUCAGAGGUCUGGUAAAUCGCAGAAGUCUGCAAGUCAUACUGCGUAUCGCAAUUCGCUGCGUCCUUCAUCGUUGUGUGAGCCAAGACAUCCAUCGCUGA
Babesia bigemina is the source of this 159-nucleotide messenger RNA. RefSeq lists its product as hypothetical. The transcript has 2 exons. The record is from RefSeq and is a predicted model, not a curated record. Lineage: Eukaryota; Apicomplexa; Aconoidasida; Piroplasmida; Babesiidae. Bases 1 to 159 code for a protein of 52 amino acids.